AUGAGCCUGACAACUGGGGCCGAGAGGGAGGAUGAUUCUCGCUGGACCCGAAAGAAGCCCAUCGUGCUGCGCCAGUCCGGAGGCUUCACGAUCGGCGGCAAGGUCGUCCCGCACCCUCUGAAUCCCAACAUGACGCUCUCGUGCGAUCACGGCUAUGUAGAGUACUUCCACCCGUGGCGGCCGCGUCGGACGAGCAUUGUCAUGUGGCACAGCUCCAGCACGCAGGUCUUCCAGAACCGGUGGGACGGCGGCGAAGGGUUCAAGGACAUGUUCCUGCGCCGCGAGUAUCCGGUCUAUCUCUGGGACGGGCCCCGGGUCGGCCGGGCGAACUGGGCCUGUAACGCCACGUACUACGUCCCCGAGUACCGCGACCAGAGCAACUUUGUGGCGUGGAACUUUGGCCCGCGGUUCAAGGAGUGGUGGCCGGUCGUGCAGUUCCCGACGGAGAGCGAGCACGCGUGGCAGCAGGCGACGAGCUCGCGCUACGUCGAGUACGACUCAGAGGCGAGCGUGAGGCUGGAGACGGACGCGGCGGCCGUCGCGGCCGACUCGGGCCGGCUCGGCACCAGCAUCGUCUACCUCACCAACUCGGCCGGCGGGCUGCGCGCCCAGAUGACGGCCGUCAAGAGCAACACGACCAACAUCAAAGCCAUCGUCUGCUACGAGAGCUUCGGCUACGUCUUCCCGGACAACGCGGGCGUCGAGCCCGGCGCCGGGCUCAACCCCUUUGGCCCGAUCGUGGUGCCUGUCGAGGAAUUCAAGAAGCUGGCCAAGGUGCCUGCGAUCCAGUUCUUGUGGGGCGAUCACCGAGACGACAGCCUCGUCGCCCUCAACCAGUCCAAGCAGGCCGCCGCAUUGAUCAACCAGUACGGCGGAAAUGCCGAGGUCGUCAUGCUGGGCCGAGACAAGGGCCUGAAGGGGACUACGCACAUUGCGUUUGCGGAUCUGCACAAUGAGAAGGUGGCGGACCUGCUGGACGAGUUCCUGCAUGACAACAAGCUGGAUCGUUAUCACUAG
This is a messenger RNA of Chaetomium strumarium, 1017 nucleotides long. RefSeq lists its product as uncharacterized. The record is from RefSeq and is a predicted model, not a curated record. NCBI's taxonomy places the organism in Eukaryota, Fungi, Ascomycota, Sordariomycetes, Sordariales, Chaetomiaceae. The transcript has a single exon. The coding region runs from base 1 to 1017 and encodes 338 amino acids.